CCCGCCCCCCGCCCCGGGACCCCAGCACAGCAAACACAGUCCAGCAACACACAACGCGCACAAAAGUCACCGGCUGGGGAGGCCGAGAGCGCGUUUAGCCCCCGUGACGUCGAGAAUCUGAGGCAAAGGUCCCUAUGUUGACUUGUUGAGACAAACACAAAUAUGGCCUUCUACAGUUAUAAAAGAGUCUUAGCUAUUGCCUGAGCAAGAUUCCCAUUUAAAUAAAACAUAUAUGAAGAACUAUGGCAGCAAGAAGUACUCCUAUCCUGCUCAGACAGGCCAUAAAGUACUUCACUUAAGGACUAGAGUAAUACAAAAGCUGCACACAUCUGCUUGCUGGCUGCAGGAGGUCCCGGGUAAACCUCAGCUGGAUCAAACCACAAAGAAGCCACAGAUACCAAGCCCUCAGCCAACAGAAGAAACUGGAGCAAAGAUUAAGGAAGAAAAGCGAUCUUAUAGGCAGAUAAUUAUGGAUGAACUUAAAUAUUAUCACAAUGGAUUCUAUUUGCUUCGGAUUGACACCAAAGUUGCUGCCAGAAUGGUUUGGAGGCUGUUGCACGGACAGGUGCUGACCAGACGAGAGAGACGAAGGCUGUUGAGGACGCGUGCUGAUUUAUUCCGCUUGGUUCCAUUUAUGGUGUUCACCAUUGUCCUCCUCAUGGAAUUCUUAUUGCCAGCGUUUCUGAACUUCCUAGAGAUGUUGCCAUCGACAUUUGAAAGUGAAUCCCAAAAGUGGCAGGACCUCCACCUGAAGGAGAAUGUCCCUCCUCUUUUUUUGUGUGUGUGGGAAGCCCAUGUCCCUCUUUUGCUUCUGUCCCAAACCUUCUACCUGAUAGACGUGAAGCCAAAGCCAACUGAGAUACCACUCAGUGGGGAGGCUCCCGAGAUGGAUAUUCCCGUGGGAUCACCCACUUCCUCUGAAUCUAAAGAGAACAUGGCGGGUUUAGCACUUCAAGCGAAGGGAACUAAGGAUGAAGAACUGAUACAGCUGCCGCCAGCUACAUCAUCACUCACACCAUCAAAGCCUAUUUCAUUACGUAAAGGAUCCAUCACUUCUGCUAAAGAAGCUGAAGCUGGAGGCUGA
This is a messenger RNA of Kogia breviceps (pygmy sperm whale), 1084 nucleotides long. The record is from RefSeq and is a predicted model, not a curated record. NCBI's taxonomy places the organism in Eukaryota, Metazoa, Chordata, Mammalia, Artiodactyla, Physeteridae.